Molecule: messenger RNA, 866 nt
Organism: Coregonus sp. 'balchen'
Lineage: Eukaryota; Metazoa; Chordata; Actinopteri; Salmoniformes; Salmonidae
Source: the annotation of a GenBank genome assembly
AUGAUAGGAGAGACGGUGGUAGAGGGACUGUGGUCGGGCAUCGACUCGAACUGCGCGACCGGUAAGUUUGCUAGAUAACGUGUAACAACAUUAGCUAAUUAGCUAACAUAGCUAACGACGUUAACAUUAGCUAACUUAGCCAAGUGUUUCUUUGCAAAUUGACGAGCUAACUUUAGCUAUUUAACACUUCUACAAUAUUGUAAUAUGUUGUUAAUUACUAGCUAGUUAGAUAAUGCAUGUUUAAUUCGUUUUCUUGCUGUAUUUAAAUGUACGGUAGCCGACUGGAUACAAAAGUAUCCAGUCGUUUAGCUAACGUUACACUUAUACUUCUCUCAUCAUAUCGAGCCUACAGCUCUUGAAACGUUGUUGUUAUGCUGACACGAUGUGUUUGACCUUCCAGAAAUAACACUGGACCUCAUCCAUAUGCCCCUGUGCCCGGAUGUGGGAGCCAUGGAUGAUCAUGAUAAUGUGACAGAAGAACAAGCAGAGGAAGGUGUUUGUUUGGUUUCUCAUUUAAUACGUUUAAUAUUCUUCUAUAAUAAUACAACACUCAUUCCCAUAACAUGUUCAUUGUAUUUUCUCAACAGAUCAUCACUGAAGACACAGAGGAGAUUCGCCUGUCUCAGAUCCUUAACCGACAUGACACCCCAAUGUACGAGCCAGUGCCACCCCAGGCAAGGAGGCUUGCUAGUUUGGAGGAGAUGGUGGCUGUCCAGAGGUCGCUCCUGGGGGAGGUCACGGCCCUGCGCUGGGUGCAGGAGGAGCUGCUGAAGGUGGAAGGCGAGAGAUUAGCCCUGCAGAAGGAGAAGCUAGCCCUGGAGAAGGAUAGGUUUGCCAUCGAGAAGCGAAGAAGACUUGAAGAUUAA